Molecule: messenger RNA, 294 nt
Organism: Parastagonospora nodorum SN15
Lineage: Eukaryota; Fungi; Ascomycota; Dothideomycetes; Pleosporales; Phaeosphaeriaceae
Exons: 2
Coding region: 1-294 (97 amino acids)
Source: RefSeq, a predicted model, not a curated record
AUGCGAUUCGACCGCUUGCAGCCCAGUGUGGGCCUCGUUUCCUUCGUUCCAACUUCCAACUUCCAACUUCCACCGAGAGAGUGCUGUGGUCGUGGCAAACACUUGUCAGAUCUUGAGGACUCUGUCUGCCAUCGUUGUUCGGCCAUUGUGCUACAGUCCCUCGACGCGGCCAUCGGAUUGAGGCAGCUCUUGCACCAUCUUAACCUUCGACCUGAGCGCUUGAACAGCACGAAAUCGCAGCAGCUUGGGAUCGACUUCCACAUCUUGCAAAUUGCUGCUUUCUUUAUCAUCUGA